AUGCGCGACCUCCUCACCUCGAUCUUGUUUCUCUUGAGUCUAUGCGUCUGCUAUAUCCAAUGCCAAUCGACCGAUAGUAAUGCGCUCCCCAAAUCCGCCGACAUUUAUCAUUGGGCCCUGGACCUCCCGCAGCCCUCACUCCUUGCGAAGAUAGCGUAUAACCCCGAAACGCUCGAAAGCAAAGUCCUCUCAUACACUCCUCCUUCUGAUUCCACACGCGACGGCGAGACAGAGAAUCUCUACAGAAUAGGGUUCUUCACAACUGCGGCAGACGGCUCGAAAAAAUGGGUUGGAAGUCUGGUUUCUCACUCUGCCUUGGGCACGCUGCAAAAGCAGAAGAAUGAUAAUAAUAAGAACAACAAGAAUGUGCUUCAGCUAUACCUCAGCAAGUCACAUCAACAUGAUUUGUAUCAUGUAUCUCUGUCGAAGAGUUCCUCAGCCAAGUCCUCGGAAUCUAUUGGUGUAGAGCUUGUAUAUCCAGACGCCGGCCCACUCCCCGAGCUAAACAAACCUGUUGUGCUCAGUCCGGAUGGCACGAAUACCGAAGAAGUCGUCGAAAAGACUUUCUUUCAAAAGUACUGGUGGGCAGUUUUGAUAGUAGCGCUUUUGGCAAUUUCGGGAGGCGGAGGUGAAGGACAAUGA
Molecule: messenger RNA, 642 nt
Organism: Talaromyces atroroseus
Lineage: Eukaryota; Fungi; Ascomycota; Eurotiomycetes; Eurotiales; Trichocomaceae
Exons: 2
Coding region: 1-642 (213 amino acids)
Source: RefSeq, a predicted model, not a curated record